Carcharodon carcharias (great white shark) is the source of this 1645-nucleotide messenger RNA. It is a transcript of the gene metrnla, whose product is annotated as meteorin like, glial cell differentiation regulator a. Gene Ontology annotation, biological process: energy homeostasis; positive regulation of brown fat cell differentiation. Bases 290 to 1153 code for a protein of 287 amino acids. The transcript has 4 exons. Gene Ontology annotation, molecular function: hormone activity. The record is from RefSeq and is a predicted model, not a curated record. Lineage: Eukaryota; Metazoa; Chordata; Chondrichthyes; Lamniformes; Lamnidae.
GCUGACUAUCAGCUGUAAUGUAACCGUGUGACGUGGAGCUGCAAGUCUUACUACAACAGAAAGUGCUGCACUAAGGAAAUGUGAUGCUCUGUCAUGCCUUGGGCUUGAGAGGAGAGCGCUUUGGACGUGUGCGACUCUGAGCAACAGCGGGGCACCUCCAAACACUCCUUAACGCGAACAAUAAUGUAGAGAGAAACAGUCCGCCGUCAAGAUUUGCAGGAUUUCACUUUAUUUUGAACACGCGUGGGCUAUCGGAACCGAGGAGAAUUGAUUACAAAAAAAAAGGAAAAUGUUAAGUGUAAUCUUGGACUCGGUGUUCGCAGUGCUGUUGGUGUGUAAAGCGGCGACAUCGCAGUAUUCCAGUAACCAGUGCAGCUGGAAGGGAAGUGGAUUAACGCACAAUGCUCACUCCAGAGAUGUAGAACAAGUGUAUUUGCGCUGUUCUGAAGGUUCACUGGAAUGGUUGUAUCCUACUGGAGCCUUGAGAGUUAACUUAAGAACCAAUAUAGCAACAUCCUCUUACAAAGACUUGACUGUCUGCAUAAAGCCUUUCAAAGACUCCAAGGGAGCUAAUAUUUAUUUGGAAAAAGUUGGUGAUCUGAAACUCCUUGUGAGCGAAGAGGACCAUAUCCCAAACAAGGUGUAUUGCUUUGGCAUGGACCAGGGAGCACUCUUUAUUCAGGCCACCCCUCAGAUGGACAUAAGCAGAAAAAUCACUGGCUUCCAGUAUGAAUUAUUUAAAGACAGGACUGUUGCAGAUUUACACAAUACACCAGCUUCUUGUCGCCCGUGCAAUGAUACAGAAGUCCUGCUCGCUGCCUGUGCUAGUGAUUUGGUGGUCAGAGGAAGCAUUCGUUCGGUGUCACAUGACCUGCAGCAGGAAGAAUCAACGAUAGAUAUAUUUGCUGACAAGAUUUACAGACAAAAGAGUAAAACGUUCCAGCCAAUUGGGAAGAGCGGGAAAUGGUUGGGACACAUAAAGACACUGCUACAUUGUGGAGUCAAGGAAGGAGAAGGGGACUUCCUCUUCACAGGCAGCAUGCACUUUGGUGAGGUCCAAUUAGGCUGUGCACCCCGUUAUAAGGACUUCAGACGGAUCUACAAAGAAGCAAGAGAGAAAGGAGAAAAUCCUUGUGAAUUGUCCACAGAUUGAGACCAUUCUUUCACGAUUGGUUACCAAGAUCUAGAUAAAGAGAAUGGAGCGAAAAGAACACUAUCCCAUAGUGCACUGCAUUUGAUAUGUGGUACUGAUGGAACUAAGCAUUAUGCCACUUUAUUAGAGCUCUGUGUUGCUAGGCAAUGGUACAGAAUUUCAGCUAAACUUAAAAGGACAAAACUUAAUUUGUUUCUCUUCAGAAUGAUCAUUGCUAUUCAAGAUUGCCAUGAAAAUAUCAAUACUAAUGAAUUUCAAUGUCUUAAAGAACGUGAAUGUAGCAUAAACUUGUAUAUGUUGUACAGAUGUUCAUUGUGAUGACUAGAAGUUGAUGCUUUGUAAUGAAGCUGAUGUACAGUGCAAGUAUUUCUUACCAUAGAAAAUUAUGAAGACAGAAUGUUUCUGGGAGAAUGUACAGUCUGAGCUAUUGUCAGCCCCUUUAAUUGGUAAUAAAACCAUUCCAGAGAAAUAUCUAUCCCUGGAUCAAACACA